UCUGUGCGACGGUAGUUGUUGCCCUGUGCAUCGCGUGUAUUGUACAACAUGGCAACAGUUCAAGAGCAAGAGAUUCAGUUGGCACAAAAGUUAGCGUCUAACGAAAAGCCAAUCCGAACCAAAGCUUUAAAGAAGCUGAGGAAGUAUAUCAAUGUCAGAUCACAAAAGGCGACAGAUGGUUUUACAAGUGAAGAACUGCUCAAGCUAUGGAAGGGUCUGUUCUAUUGUUUGUGGAUGCAGGACAAACCCCUUUUACAGGAGGAGUUGUCAAACUCUAUCUCCGGUCUGAUCCACAACUUUCAUGAUUUAAAUGGACAGUUCUUAUAUCUGGAGUGCUCUCUGAAGACUUUCAAAAGAGAGUGGACUGGCAUUGACAGGCUGCGAAUGGACAAGUUUUUCCAGUUUGUCCGCUUCAUGUUUAGGCAAAGCUUUGAGAUGCUGAAGAGAAAAAACUGGGAUUGCAGUGCGGUUGCGAGAUUUCUGGAACUGUUGGCAACAGAGCUCCUUCACGUUGGCAGCAAUGCACCUACUGGCCUGCAGCUCCAUGUCCUAGACCUGUACUUGACUGAACUAGCAGUUGUGGGUUCAGCAGAGCUCACUGCUGAUCAGAACCUGGUAUUCAUAGAGCCGUUCUGCAAAACAGCAGCCAAAACCAAGGACCGGACACUUUUCAGCGCCAUCUGCAACAGCAUCUUCAGCACAAUCAUUGACCAGGCUCCCUUUGCUAUUGACGAUCUGAUGAAGGAGUUGAAAGCCACAGAGUCCUCUGAUUCAGGCCAAUCCUCUGAAGGGGAAGAGGUGGUUGAGCGCAAAGAGCUGGUGAAGCAAAUGAAUGGUAGUAAAUCAUACUCUCAUGAUGAUGAUCAGGAGCUUCAGUCAGAUGACUCCGACACAGAACUACAAUAUGAUGAUGAUGAUGACACGCCACCAGUUUUACAGUUCGACUAUGCAGCUGUCGCUGACAAGCUGUUGCAGUUGUCAAAACGCAGUAACACGCCCAGCCUGAACAGACAGAGACUCUACAAAAUCAUCAAAGUGCUGCGGGAUCUCAGUGAAGGCAUCUUUCCCCAGGAUGAGUAUCCAGAGGAAGUCUCCACAGAUGAGGAUGAUGACAUGUUUGGCAGCAGAAAGAAGAUGAAGAAAGGUAGAAGUAUCAAAGGGGAAUCAGGGAAAAAAAAAUCUAAACCUAAGCAAAUGGAGGACUCAAGUAAAGAUGGCAUGGAACCGAUAGAGCCUGUUAUGAUCAAAAAGCAAAAGAGGAAGAAAAAGAAAUCAUGUCGUGAUGGAUGUGCAAGCGGGGAUCUAAAUGCAAGGACCUCCAAAGUGGAGCACACUGAAGAUCCAACUCAAAGUAAGAUUGACUUCAGCGAGUCUGCAGACGAGGCAACGAUGCAGCCAUCUGUUUCUGCAUUGGACAAACCAAAUUGUUGCAUAACAAACAAGAAUCAGCUGAAGAAGAAGAAGAAGAAGAAGAAGAAAAAGAGGACCGUAUCGGAGCUUAAACUGGAAGAGCGAGGGGAGCAUCCGACUUGCACUACUCAGGAAGUUGGUACAGGAACCGCAGGGCAAGAGAGCUCCUUAAAAGCCAGCCUGGUGUCUUCAAGCAAGACGGACACAAAAUUGAAAUCACAAAGUGACACGGUGGAAGGUCUAGUAAACUGUGGAAUGUCAGAAAACAAUGAAAGUGAACCCCAGGCUAAAAAGCCUGCCAAGAGGAAAAAGAGGGGCCUGAAAGUCAAAGAGUUAGAGGGUGACUCACAGCUAAGCAAAAUGCAGUUUCUAUCAAUACCACGUGAUAAUGCCACAGAUGAAGGCACAGUCAUGAAGAAUGAUGCUACCCCCUCGACUAACAAACAAAAGAGAGAGGAACUUAACGCCGAUAAAGCCCCAAGUUAUGAAUCUGCUACAAAGACAGAGCUCACAAUAUUGAGUGAGGAUGUGUCCCAACAACCCACAGCAGUAUGUCAUAAAAACAAGGCAAAGACAAACAAGCAAGAACCAAUCAUGGAGAAUACGGGUCACACAACUGAGGAAAAGACACCCGAACUUUUACUUUCCACGAGUCAAAGUCCUGCCAAUGCAAGUGCAUCUACAAAGAAGAAAAGGCGAAGGACCCGAAAUAAAUUGAAAGCUGCAGUUCAAGUGGAAAAGGAAGUCACAGUGUCGCAGUUGUCCUCUGACCGUCACAUGGGAACUUCUAUGAAGAAGAAAAAUGAGCUCCCGUCAGCCCAGGUGAAAGACGUCCAAGAUGAAACCCAGUUCCUUUUGAAGUGCAGCGCAGAUGAUGAGCCCAUAGUGGGUGAUGAGGCAUCCUCAUCCUCUGAGAAGCAAAGCAAGAAGAAGAAAAGGAAAAUACCGGUGGUGUUUGAGUUUGAAGCUGAUGAGCUUGAGACUGCCACACCAGUCAACAGCAUUGCAAACAGAGCAGCUGGUGUCCAGAAGAUAAGCGGACUUGAUGGCUUAUGUACACCUGUGGUUGCAAAUAAGACACCAAAGUCGAAGGUGAAGACAUCAUCAUGUGACUUUGUCACAUUUCAGGCAAAAGGCAAAGUUCCAACACCACUCUUCUACAGGGCCAAACGAAGCCCAAAAAACACACAACUUGGCACUAAGAUAAGUCAAACUCCCACAAUGGAUUCCAAGAAGGUGACCUUCCAUCUAAAGAAUAAUAAAACAGCUGAGUUCAGGAAGACUGAUCGCAGCCUGUUACUGAGCCCAGAGGGGUCAUCGAAAGUGCCCUUUGACCCAGAACAGAAACCUAAGUCUGGGGUCUUAAAGUCUUCUCCCAAGCCACUCUCCACCAGCAUCAAGAAGACCCCCAUUGCCAACCGGAAGAGGGGUCUCAGUACUCCAAAUAGCACACCUAAAAAAAGACGGCCCUCGGCAGCAGACUUUUUUUGAAACCCUACAUUUCUUAUACUGUGGAUACACACGGAAACUUGGAAACUUGAAACUGUUGCGACAAAACCUCUGAUGGUAAAGAUUGGUCAUGUAAAAAUGAGUGUGUGCUGACUUUUGGCAUGUCUGACAUUGAACGUCAGGCUUUUUAUGUUGACAUGUCAACAAAAUAAAAGGGUUUAUUUUGUCUGUACUGUGCAAAAGAAUUCAGACAGGAGCCAAACUUUACUAAAGGACAAUUUUAAGCCAUAAGAACAUGGCAAUACUUCAAAUGUGCUAGUAUGUGUCCUAUGCAGCUUUUUGCUUGACUUGCACUCAUGAAGUCCCUUGGUGACGUAUUUCAUUAUUGUCCGACGUGUAUUGGCCCUCAGCAUAUUGUAAAAAUACAGGUAAUCGUUGAGAUAUUACACUAAUUUGCUUUUCGUCACCCAUACACGAAGCUAAGAUGUGGAUGUUUUGUUCAAAAAGUUUAGUGUUGAUCUACAGUGGAUUGGUUAUAGCGUCUUUAUAGUACAAAAUGAUCAACGUGGCCCCUCCUGCAUCGUUUAUAUUUCUGUGCGUGGCCCUAGACGGAGAAGGUUUUGACACUGAUUGACAUAUCGGACGCAUUUUGGAGUGGUUGUCAUGUGGCCAACCCAGAAUAUGGCUUCCCCAAAAUGGCAGCGUGUCAGGUAUGCUAGGUCAUUUAUAAAAGCUUAUUUUUUGCCAUUAAAGCUAAUUUAAAAUCGAUGUAACAAUUCUAAUGCCUUAAUAGGUUGCCACAUAUUACAAUUCAACUGUUCUUACUGUAAUAAUCCCCGCAAUAAAUCACUGUUGCAAUUGU
This is a messenger RNA of Dunckerocampus dactyliophorus (ringed pipefish), 3721 nucleotides long. RefSeq names its product ribosomal RNA processing protein 1 homolog B-like. Gene Ontology annotation, cellular component: preribosome, large subunit precursor; preribosome, small subunit precursor; nucleus. The transcript is spliced from 16 exons. NCBI's taxonomy places the organism in Eukaryota, Metazoa, Chordata, Actinopteri, Syngnathiformes, Syngnathidae. The coding region runs from base 49 to 2901 and encodes 950 amino acids. The record is from RefSeq and is a predicted model, not a curated record. Gene Ontology annotation, biological process: rRNA processing.